AUGGGUUCUGUGUCCCUUGCUGCCAACAACCUGCUGUGUCACCUCUGCCUCCUCAGCCGUAUUCUGGUGCAAGGCAGGCCAAUCACACCAGCAAUUGGUAUUAUACAGCAGCCUUCUGAAGAAUUUGUUGAAGAACAACUUAAAGUAGACAAUCAUCUCAUAGCAAAACAGCAGAAGGAGCAGCAGUCACUUAAGGAUUUAGAAACAGACUGCAUCAAGGAGGCAGAGUGGAGUGCAGGCCCUGCAUUCACGCAGGGCCAGAAGUGGAUUCAGAUAUUAAAACAGCAGAUUGUGAGACUGCAGGAGAAGUUCAAGAGAAAUGAGUCCUGCUGGCAUGCUGCCUACAGCAAGCUGAGAGACCAGGUUGAGAUGCUGAUCAGGCAGAACAUGGAGCUUCGAGAUGAGCUCAGAGUUUCAGAACAUCAGAGAUGGAAAGCAGAAAAAAACCCAGAAGCUGUGAAUUUCAUAGACAGAAAAUCGGAGCCUCCGGUUGCAGAAGCUAUUCUGCGAGAGACAGCAUCUUCAUCCAAACAAGAAGAAAGAUCACGGAGAGAUAAUCACAAGAGUGACAGCAUCUCUCAUGUGCGGCCAAAGACAUCUUUGCAGAAACACUUCUUUAGAGAUGUGAAUAGCAAACCUCCAAAAUCAAUAUUAUCUAGAAGACCAGUAUUACAUCAAGAAAGACGAAAAAGUGAGGAAGAGGUGCAAGAAAAAAUAGAGUAUCGUGAUGGAAAGGUAGAAGAGGUGCUUACUGAUGGACGUCGAAUCAUCACUUUCCACAAUGGUACUAAAAAAGAGAUCAGUGCUGAUAAAAGGAUGACUACAAUUAGCUUUUUCAAUGGAGAUGUAAAGAAGAUCAUGCCAGAUCAGAGAGUGAUUUAUUAUUAUGCAGAUGCACAGACAACCCACACUGCUUAUCCAGAUGGCCUGGAGGUGCUGCAGUUUCCCAAUAAUCAGAUAGAAAAACAUUAUCCUGAUGGCACACAAGAAAUUGUGUUCCCAGAUCACACAGUGAAAUGCCUCUAUAGUGAUGGAUUCAAGGAAACUUUUUUCCCAGAUGGUACAGUAGUAAAAGUAGAAAAGAAUGGAGAUAAAAUAGUGGUAUUCAGUAACGGCCAAAAGGAGGUUCACACUGCGCAGUUCAAGAGGCGGGAGUACCCAGAUGGCACUGUAAAAACUGUGUACUGCAAUGGCAGACAAGAAACCAAGUACUCUACUGGACGAGUUCGAAUCAAAGAUGAGGAGGGUAACAUCAUUCUAGACAAGAAGUGA
Nipponia nippon (crested ibis) is the source of this 1272-nucleotide messenger RNA. Lineage: Eukaryota; Metazoa; Chordata; Aves; Pelecaniformes; Threskiornithidae. The record is from RefSeq and is a predicted model, not a curated record.